This is a messenger RNA of Caenorhabditis elegans, 1416 nucleotides long. NCBI's taxonomy places the organism in Eukaryota, Metazoa, Nematoda, Chromadorea, Rhabditida, Rhabditidae. The record is from the annotation of a RefSeq genome assembly.
AUGCAUUCUGUGAAGGUUGGUCGUUUCUCAGGCGAUUCUCCCCAACACAUAUUCAUCAACUCAUCCUAAACAUAACACCUGCUCAAAAAGGGACAUACGGGAUAUCCAGAUCCAAAAUAUCGUUGGUACAAAGAUGGACUUCCAUACACACAUGGUUUAAUAAAUGGAUCUCGAUUGAUAAUUGCAAAUGCACGAGAGCAGGAUGAUGGUCUAUUCCAAUGUAUUGCCAAAUUUCCUAGUAAAGUUAGAACCAGUUUUACUGGUCUAAGUGUCUAUGGAUUUUCGAAAGAUAGACUUUUAUCAUAUAAAACUAUACUGUUCAUUGCUGUUCUUGUAGGUGCAGUUCUGAUUUUUUUCGCCUAUAUAUUUGUGCAGUAUAAAACAAUCAAGCAGAAAAAUGUGGACCUUCUUGAAUUGUAUAAAAAACUAAAUUGCAUGUCAGAAUCACUGUCAACUCACACGAUGAAUCUUCCAGUCGAGGAGCGUACUGACUUUCUGUCCUACAAUCCUAAAUAUGAAGUUGAUCUUGAAAAACUAGAAAUCUUAGAGCAACUCGGAGACGGUCAGUUUGGACUUGUUAACAGAGGAUUGCUGCAGAAAGUUGAUCCCCACAGCUUGAUCGAAUACAAGAUUCGAUUGCAAGUAGCGGUUAAACGUUAUGGUUUCCUUUACGUUAUUACCGAGUACAUUAAUGGUGGUGAUCUGCUUAAGUACCUGAGAAAGCUUAGAAGCCAUUUUAAAAACGAACUUUGUAAUAACGAUAUAGUUUUACAUGUGUCUGAAAAAGAAUCAUGUGAAAAAGAGGAACUUCUUGUCGAUGCGUUUGAUUCGCUGUCAACUUCUGAUUUGUUAUCCAUUGGACUACAAAUUGCAACUGGAAUGGAAUGGCUUGCCAGUGUUCCGUGUGUACAUCGUGAUUUGGCAUGCAGGAAUGUACUAAUAACCAAAACCAAAAUUAUUAGAAUUGCUGAUUUUGGGCUCACAAAAAUACCAACAAUGUCCUCAGAAGCAAUCGAUGACUUGAAAUUUACUGAGAAGUCUGACGUUUGGUCAUUCGGUCUAUGUCUCUACGAAAUUUUCACUUUGGGUGGAACUCCUUAUCCCAAUUGUGGCUCGAUUCAAGAAGUCAUUGAGUUUAUUGAAAAUGGGAAUCGAAAUGCACAACCCAAAUACUGUCCGGAUGAAAUCUAUAAGUUGAUGAAAAUGUGUUGGAAAACAUCUCCAAAAAAACGUCCCACUUUUAAGGAAUGCGUCAAGUUUUUCAAAAAUUACAUGCAAGAGGAGGUUGUACAAAACAUUGAAAGAAAACUGCAAUUUGAAAGGGAAGAGCAACAGGAAUUGGAUUCUUGGACUGGAAAAUCUCUCAGAGCAGAAGGAGUAGAGGAUAAAGAAACUGAAGUGUUGGAUAAACUGUAA